Paramecium octaurelia is the source of this 728-nucleotide messenger RNA. The record is from the annotation of a GenBank genome assembly. NCBI's taxonomy places the organism in Eukaryota, Ciliophora, Oligohymenophorea, Peniculida, Parameciidae.
AUUACAUUUGGCAAUAGUAGAAAUGAGUCGAUAAAUUUAUGUAGGAAGAUUGGGAUCUAAAAUAAGGCGGGAAGAUUUGUAGCAGGAGUUUGAGAAGUAUGGGAAGAUAAAGGAUAUUGAUCUACGAAGCACACAUGCCUUCAUUGAAUUUGAAGCUUCAGAUGAGGCUAAGUAGGCAAUAUCAUAAAUGGACGGGCGAAGGAUAGGUGGUGAUCGUGUCACUGUUAAACAAAGAGGUAGGAUGACAUUUGAUCGUGUGAUGAUAAGAUGAUCGACCUUCAGGUGUAAGAGGACCAACAGCCAGAGAUGUGUGUUUCAAUUGUGGACGCAAAGGCCAUUGGGCAAAUGAAUGCAAGGAAGGUUUGAGUUAUCAUCAUAAAUCAAGGCGAUUUGCGAGAAACAUGCUACAGAUGUUACAAGAAAGGCCACAUCAAAAAGGAAUGUCCUAUGUCAAGAACUCCGAGCGAUGCUAAAAGGUAAUGUAUGUUACAAAAGAAUUAAGAUAAAGAAGAGAUAGAAAAAGAAGAAGAUCAUCCUCUUCAUCCAAAUCUUCUUCUUCUUCAUCAAAAUCUAGAAGAAGAAGUAGGAAUUUCAAAAAAAACAGAUAAAAUAGAAGAUAAUCCAGGAAAUCAUCAAGUGAAAGUAGAAAAUCCAACUCAUCAUAAACAUCAAGAAGUUCCAGGUAAUUAAUAACCCCAAUAUCAUAGUAAAAAUUCAUGAUAAAAUGC